Messenger RNA from Mugil cephalus (flathead mullet), 6871 nucleotides. It is a transcript of the gene kcnc2, whose product is annotated as potassium voltage-gated channel, Shaw-related subfamily, member 2. The record is from RefSeq and is a predicted model, not a curated record. Gene Ontology annotation, molecular function: delayed rectifier potassium channel activity; protein binding. Bases 1145 to 2950 code for a protein of 601 amino acids. Gene Ontology annotation, biological process: potassium ion transmembrane transport; protein homooligomerization. Gene Ontology annotation, cellular component: neuronal cell body membrane; dendrite membrane; voltage-gated potassium channel complex. The transcript has 6 exons. NCBI's taxonomy places the organism in Eukaryota, Metazoa, Chordata, Actinopteri, Mugiliformes, Mugilidae.
UGUGUCUUGUUUCCCAGUUAGAUCUGAAUCCUAUAGAGCCUCUUGUCAGUUCAUCUGUGUUUCUUUGCUGUUUCCCUCUUUUUGGAUUCUACAUCACCUUAAUCUUUCCUUUGGAUUGAUUUUUUUGUUGGACUGUUUUUUUUGGUAAUGCACACCGAUCAGCCACAACAUUGUGACCACUUACGGGAGACAUGAAAGAAAUGCUGAAUACAGAGAUGGAAGGUUAAGUUCAGAGGCUGAGGAACCCAGGGAGUGAGACUGAAGGAAGCUUCAGCUGCAUGUCCCCCUGGUUCUUGUCAUGAACGAGGGAAGAAGAAGCAAAGAAAAGAUAGUGGAGUUUGACAGCUGAGACGAACAUGGAGAAAGAGGAGAGUCGGACACCUUUACAGGAUGGAAAAAAAUAACAACAGACAAAAAGAAUGAUGCGGGCUGCGUGACCUGUUGAUGGAGGAAAAGCUUAUUUAACAUCAUUCCCGUGAUUUUUACAUUCACUGGGAGUAGAUGUCACCUUCACUAUAUUGCAUCGAGCCAGAACCACUGGAGAGGGGCGCUGAUCAUUUUUCCCCGAAGCUGAAGACUUGUGCUUUUCUAAAACAACGAACGUCGUGGUGCCACUGGAGCAGAGCUGUAUCGCUCAAAAGAUGUGUAACUGGUAACUUUUCACGUGCAGGGAUGUGUUCAGUAGAGACACUGGCUGUUUCUUGACAGGAUUUGUAAGUAUUCCCUUUAUUUCUUUUGAAAAAGUACCGACCCCGGCGCUGACGAGUGCUUGUGCGUCUUGGAGGGCAGGGACGCAGGAAUACGCGCAACGGUAUCAGCAGCGCAGUCUGUUUGGAGCAACGGUUGAGAUCAUUCAUCAGCUCGCAGCGUCGCUCACUUUCCAGCACGGAUUGAUUGUGGAAUACAAACCGAAGCGCUCUCUCUGAAAUCUUCCGGAACGAAUGAUGGACACCCUCCUCGCCUCCCGAAAAAGACACGAAAGCGACGGAUAAGUGAAACCGGAGAUGCUGCGCACCGCGGCCAACCCCGUGGAGCUCUAUUAAACAGGACUGUGGGUGUGUGCGCGUCGGGCUCGCCGUUACCUCCGGACUGCACUCGCCAACUUCCCCCCCGCUUUCCAUCAAGUCAUGUCUGAUACAGAGCGAUGGGCAAGUUUGACGACAACGAGAGGAUAAUCCUCAACGUCGGGGGCACCAGGCACGAAACCUACAAGACCACCCUGAAGACCUUGCCGGGGACGCGACUGGCCCUGCUCGCCUCCGACUCGGACAUCGACUCCGUGCUGGAUCAGCUGCAACAAGUCCCCGGCUUCAUCGAGUACAACGCGCGGACCAACGAGUACUUCUUCGACCGCCACCCGGGCGUCUUCGCCUACGUGCUCAACUACUACCGCACCGGGAAGCUCCACUGCCCGGCGGAUGUGUGCGGACCGCUGUUCGAGGAGGAGCUCUCCUUCUGGGGCAUCGAUGAGACGGACGUGGAGCCCUGCUGCUGGAUGACAUAUCGGCAGCACCGGGACGCGGAGGAGGCUCUGGACGUGUUCGAGCUCAACGUGGACAACGGGGACGAGGACGACGAGAUAGGGAAGAGGCUCGGCAUCGAGGACGUGGCCGCCGACGGGAACGUCAGCCUGUGGAGGAAGUGGCAGCCGGUGAUCUGGAAUCUAUUCGAGGACCCGUACUCCUCCAGGGCGGCGAGGUUUAUUGCCUUUGCAUCUCUGUUCUUCAUCCUGGUCUCCAUCACCACCUUCUGCUUGGAGACUCAUGAGGCUUUCAACAAAAUCAUCAACAAGACUGAGACGAACCGGAACAGCAGCUUGCCCGACUCUGGUCCACAGUACGAGAUUGAAACUGACCCUGCCCUCACGUAUGUGGAGGGCGUUUGCGUCUUCUGGUUCACCAUAGAGUUCCUGGUGCGAGUGACCUUCUGCCCGGUCAAGCUGGAGUUUGUUAAGAGUGUUCUCAACAUCAUCGACUUCGUGGCUAUCCUGCCUUUCUACUUGGAAGUAGGGCUGAGUGGCCUUUCUUCAAAGGCUGCCAAGGACGUGUUGGGUUUCCUCAGGGUGGUGCGUUUUGUACGUAUUCUGCGUAUCUUCAAGCUGACACGUCAUUUUGUGGGGCUUAGGGUGCUGGGCCACACGUUACGGGCCAGCACGAAUGAAUUUCUGCUGCUCAUUAUCUUCCUGGCAUUGGGAGUUUUAAUCUUUGCCACUAUGAUAUACUAUGCCGAACGAAUCGGCGCCAAACCGAAUGACCCCACGGCUAGUGUCCACACCAAGUUCAAGAACAUCCCCAUUGGCUUUUGGUGGGCUGUGGUAACAAUGACUACACUGGGCUAUGGGGAUAUGUAUCCAGAGACCUGGUCAGGCAUGGUGGUGGGCGCGUUAUGUGCUUUAGCUGGUGUGCUGACGAUAGCCAUGCCAGUGCCUGUUAUUGUCAAUAACUUUGGGAUGUACUACUCUCUGGCAAUGGCAAAGCAGAAGCUUCCCAAGAAGAGGAAGAAACACAUACCCCAGACAAUACAGGGAGGAUCCCCUACAUACUGCAAAGCUGAUCUCAACACCACCUGCAACAGCACUCAAGGUGACCUGUGCCACGUCAAAGGGAGCAGGGUACUAGAACGCAACCGUUCAGUUCUGUCAGCAGACUGCAGCGGGGGCAGUGACUUCACCAUGUCUCCUGAGGAGAGGGUCCCCAUGCGGAGGUCCAGCACCCGAGAACAGGACCGCCGGAGCGGGGGCACGUGUUUCUUGCUCGCUGCCAGUGACUACAGCUGCCCAGCAGACGGAGGAAUACGAAAAACAGGCUAUGAGAAAUCCCGGAGCUUAAACAACAUAGCGGGCAUGACUGGCAUGGCUGGUAACGCCCUGAGGUUGUCUCCCGUCACCUCGCCCUACGGAUCACCCUGCCCGCUGCGGCGCUCCCGCUCCCCUAUCCCCUCCAUCCUGUGAGGCGUCCGGCCCCCGAGCCAAUUUGGCCCAAACCUCUCCUCAUCCUCGCCCCCUACGGCAUCAUAUCUGAACUCUGUUCUAGAUAUCGUGACUAGUGGAUAAGUGCUUCACAUAGUAGCUAAGACUAAUGUUAAUAGCUUGGGCAGCCUGAGCAAGUUCUCAUUUCCCCCCAUUUCCCUUGAAAGUACAUGUGCUUAGCUAACUAGUCAGUUCUCCCGUGUCACUUGGAGGUCCCUUUAGUUCGAUAUCGUUGUACUUUGAGACUUGCAAUAAAAGAACUCUGACUGGUGGCUUCAGAAGUAGCAGCCAUAACAUUUAAUACCGAACAUAUUAAUAAUCAGGGAUAUUAGACAUUGCUAUAUUUAGAUACCUUGAAAAAGAUGUGCUUCCAAAAAAAAAAAAAAAAGGAAAACGAAAGAGAGAUGUCACUUCAUUUUAACUUCAUACAACUGUGGACUUUGUCUGCUUUAUUUUUGGGUUGGAGAUGAGAGGGAUGGGUGCGGGGACAGGGGUUCGUUUGUUUCAGCUCACACAAGCACACGUGCAGUCUGUCGCUCUUCACCCGCGUCUGGGCCCGCUCAUGUUUGUGCAUGGAUCAUCCUGUAACAUCCGUCUGCAAGCAAGGAACGCGAUAAGCGAAGGAGAGGCAAGGACGAGGAUUUAUUUAAUGCGGGGGUUUGAAGUUAACGUUGCCGUGCUUGGGUUUAGGCGGGGUGCACACAUCUUGGACCUGCAUUCUGUCUCAUUUUGCCAUUGGCUUCACCAACAAUUCACAAAGGAAACUAAAAACGUAUGAUGCCAGCCGGGUGUUCGUUUCUCUCUGCAUGUGGGUUUUUCUUCCUCAUCUGCUGAAUUUCCGAUUAACCAACUUUAAUGUUCUCAUUUUUAUUUUUUUUUUCCUUCGACGGCGUGCCACCAAAGCUGUUGUGUUUCUGGUUGUUCACACACAGAUAACUGCAAAGAGGUUGUCUUUACUGGUUUCACACAAGCAGAGAGCAGCGUUCUAUCUUAAUGGCUUGGGGGAAGGCACCGCCACGGCGGAAAGGUAACUGUCUGAAGGGGUGUGAGGGUCAGAUUGGAGAGUGGAACCCUCUCACUUUCUCGGGCACGAAUCAUAAUUUGUGUUUUUUUUUUAAUGUGUGUGAGUAUUGACACGGUGGGGUAAUUCAAUAAUCUGUCAGGAGAGGUACCCUCAUGUGCAAACGUGCAUCCAUGAUGCCACAAAUACAGCUGUUUUUGUAGCAUUUCAUCUUGUUAACUAUGCCAAGACACACAUGUGAGAUCGUAAUUAAGGUGAAAUUACACAUUUUGAAUCAUGCGUCUGCAGGCACGGUUGAAAAUUUGCAUUAUUUACACCCCAAAUAUUAUUUUUAGUCAAAAAUUCUUAUGAAAAUCCAUCCUAACAGCCGUCAUUAAGAGGUCUGAAAUGCCUAAACAGUGCAGACUAGAUGUGAAUACUCUACAGCAGGACAGAUGCGUUCACAUCAAACCUCAGAUUAAAAUGAAGCAACCUGUUGGUUCUGCUAAAAGGCGCCGUCAUUUCUAAUUGACGAGACUUUUCUUUUUUUUUUUUUUUUACCGUGACAGGCGAGCGUAAUUGCCUCUGCGCGCCAACAGGUGUUGGGCAGCGGACACAGUCAGUCAUGCAGCAGCGUGCCUCACCCAUCCCUACAUUAUGUCUAUACCAGCAGCGGAACGUUGCUUAGCAACUGGCUCACAGCAUCUUACACGUAGCUCGGCAAAAAGUCAAACAAUUAAACAACAAAUAAAGAGCAAACAAUUCUCUUUGUCUGCACACCAAGUUAUUGAAUCACCCCUCACUCAAACUACUGCAGUAUACAACAGAGCUUUUAUAAUUCUGGCUUAUAGAGACCAUAGAUUUGUACUGUUCUCAUUGUGCUUUUUUUCAAAUAGCCAUUGUGUGCAUAGCAAGGACUUCUGAAAAGAUGAUGCAUUUCUGAUAUUUAGAGAUGUGUUUAUAUUUUAUUUAGACAAUUCAUUUCCUGUUUGAAUGACGAUGGGAUAGGACUGUCAUCAGUUUGAGGACCUAUUGCUGUCGGAAGACCCUAUUUGGAGCCACAAGGCCUCUCCUACAGGACAAUAUGGACGAGGUUGCACUCAAAGGCCAGUGACUGACUGACAGCCACCCGGCUCACGGCUCAGCGAGCGGGAAAGGACCUCGACGAACAAACGGAAAUUCUGGGAGGACUUGAUUUUUCUCUUUUUGUUUUCCCGUCCUGUGGAGUAAGGGGUGGGGGCGGGGCGGGGUGGGUUAGGGUGGGGACAAAAGCAAACCGGACACAUCCUCAAAAACUAUCUGUAAAGACACUGCUCCUGUAAAUACGACGAGACGGCACAUCUGGGCCGAGCGGCUCCGUCCACACAUCUGUCUUUCGACGGCGCGUCGGGUAACGAGGGUGGCUGGUUGCUUAGCUGCGCCGCGACACUCGAUCACUUUUCUUGCUGUGGUAUCCCUCCUCGCAAUAAGUGUUAAGAUGUAUCAGUUGAGGCACUUUGUGUUCUAAAAAUGGAGUGUAUUCAUAUAUGAAAAUCAACAUAAAGUAUAUACAGUAUAGAGAGACAAAUGUGCUAAGUUGAAUAAAUGUGACAUUAUGGUCAUCUCUGCUUUUAUUUCCCUUGGUAAUUUCAGUAGGUUAAUUGCUCUGCUGUGUGUGUGUGUGCGUGUGUGUGUGUGUGUGUGUGUGUGUGUGUGUAAACGUGUGUGUGUGUGUGUGCGUGUGUGUGUGUAUCCUAAAACUCCAGGGUAAGAUCUGCAGGUUAAAAGGCCAGGUCAGCGAAGGCCAGUGAGUGGACUCGAUAACUUCCAGUUAGUCUGAGCACAAACGCGAAUGAGACAGUCCCCCCCUCCCCCCGUGACGCAGCCGCCGUUGUAGAAGUCCCCUCCCUCCGUGCAUCAUACGCGCAACUACCCCGCGUCAGUGCUGUCAGUGAUGUUUGUCUCUUCACAAACCAAAUUAUUCUUACCGGACUAAUCCUCAUAACUCCUGGUGGCUAAAAAACUAAAAAAAAAAAAAACUGCUUAACUUGAUUCUUCCAAACUUUUCCCCUACGUGGGAGUGGAGCAAACGUGUAGCACCAAGUUAUAAUGUGGGACUUCUAGAAUGGCUACGUCUGCACAGUAGCAAUCCCAUGUACCCAAACAAUCAGAUCGGAUUUGCAAUAAGCACCCGAAAAACAAAAAGCGCCGAUCCACACUGUGAUUUCAGCAGCCCGUUCAAACAAGAAGGAAAACUGAGCGAGACAAAAAAAAAUAAAUAAAUAAAAAAAGGCAAAAAAAGAGAAAAAACUCUCAAAAGCUGAGAGGCCGGGGACCGGGAGGCGGCACGAGUAGUUGCGCGCCACGCCCGGGUCGCGGCCUGCGCAGUCGUAGGCUAGCUGUUCAAGUGUCACCCUGUACCCACAAUCCUCCUCGUGUAGUACAAACGCUGCUUUACUCUUUGAAUUAACAAAGGGGUACCGUUCUUUGUGUAUUUCUAGGAUGACGUUGUAACUUGAAGAAAAAAAAAAGGAAAAGAAAAAACAGGUGUUUAUUUUUUUGAAUCCAGAACAUGUAUUUUUGUGUCUUACUGUUGAGUACAUUGCUCUUACCUGUGAAAGUCAUGGUAGUCUGAUGCUGUGCUUCUCCAUCGUGUCCUCGAAACUGUCCGGCUUUUGACCCGAGUUCAUGUUUUGUAUGUUUUACUGUGAGGAAAAAAAAAAGUUCUAGUUUGAAGUCUGUAUUCGUGGAGCCUUUUGUUGGCAUUCUAAAGUGCAUGCUUUAAAAAAAAAGAGAAAACCAUUAUGUCAAAUUGUAAAAGAAAAAAAAAUUAAGAUGACAUACUGUAUAUCACGUUCAAAUCAAUGUGUAUAGAGUAAAGGUAAAUGAUAUGUGAGAGAUUCACAUAAACUAUUUAUCUUUUA